Molecule: messenger RNA, 552 nt
Organism: Vicia villosa (hairy vetch)
Lineage: Eukaryota; Viridiplantae; Streptophyta; Magnoliopsida; Fabales; Fabaceae
Product: homeobox protein knotted-1-like 2
Exons: 3
Coding region: 88-489 (133 amino acids)
Cellular component (GO): nucleus
Molecular function (GO): DNA binding
Source: RefSeq, a predicted model, not a curated record
AGUGCUUGUUUGUUUGUGCCAAAGUCUUUGAUUCGGUUGCUACAUUUGUAUAACACAUAGGGUUUAGAUUGUCAUAGCUAGAGAGAGAUGGAGGAGGGUAAAGAAUUUGGAAUGAGAAAAGAGGUUGAAGAAAGUCAUGUUGGAAAAGAAAUAGAAAAUGAUCAAGAGGCUAUAAAGAAGAUUAUUGCAAGCCAUCCUUUAUUUGAAGUUUUGAUUGAGUCUCACAUUAACUGUUUGAAGGUAGGAUCUGAGGAUGCAGGUGAGUUUGAUAUAAAACGUGAUGCAUGGAAGAAAAUGGUGAACACAAAGUCCAAAGAAACUUCUAGUCCAAACACUUCAGAGCUUGAUCACUUCAUGGAAGCAUAUUGCAUGGCACUGGACAAGCUCAAAGAAGUGAUAGAGGAACCAACUAAAGAAGCAAAUGCUUUCAUCAAUUCGACCUAUAUUCAACUCAAAGAACUUGAUGAAGGAAAUAACCUAGCAACUUAAUAUAUGAUAAUUAGUAAGAAUUAAGGUUGUUGAUGGAUCUAGUUAAUUAUUGCAACUUUCAUG